Anneissia japonica is the source of this 2568-nucleotide messenger RNA. RefSeq lists its product as uncharacterized. NCBI's taxonomy places the organism in Eukaryota, Metazoa, Echinodermata, Crinoidea, Comatulida, Comatulidae. Bases 1540 to 2172 code for a protein of 210 amino acids. The record is from RefSeq and is a predicted model, not a curated record. The transcript has a single exon.
GCAGUGCCCUUCACUUUAGCCACACUACUUAAAACAUUAAUUAUCUUAGUUUAAGAAUGAUUUUAUUUUGUAUUGUAUGUGGAAAAUAUCAAUAAACAAACAAACAAGACAAUGAAAAUAAUUCUUUUUUUCAUUUCUUUUUACAGAGUACAGUAGGUGAUUUGAGGCAAUGACAUUGAUUGUAAAACUUCAUUCUAAGGAACGAAAGCACAGAAAAGGAAAACCAGAACCUUCUAAAUGUGCAGUUGCCAUGGCAAAAAGCAGGGAAAAAAUGAAGGAUAACGAGGCGUUAUAUAAAGCACAUAUCGAAAAUGAGAGAGUUAGAAGUCGGCUGAGAAAACUAGAAAUGACAGAUGCCAACGGAGUGUAGCCAGAGAAAAGGCGAGGUUGAGAAUGCGGAAAAUGAGAGAAUUGAAAAAGAAGAAAGAAUUAGAAGAACUAGAUGAAUAAACUCCUGGUGCAAAGAAGAAAAGGCCUGCAACAAGAAGAGAAGUGCAUAAGACCAGAGAGUACAAUAAACAAAAAAAAGAAAGAAUCUCGGGCAAGGCAGAGUGCUAAAAAAAAGAGGAGAGGGAGGGAGAAAAAAAGGGAAAGAAUUGCAAAAAAGAGAGAGGCUGAGCGUCAGGAAAGGGAAAUAUAAAAAAAACUACAUGUACCCUUGCUGUUCAAGAAUCACAAGGUUUCAGCAUGUCUGCCAAAAGUAAGACUGCGAGUAGGGUAAACAAAUUGAUGCCCAGAAAUGCAGAUAGAUAUGCCAAAGUAAUAGGUCACAUGGUUAGCAACGCAACCCCACGGAAGACAGAAGCUAUACAGAAACUAAAUUUACCUUCAACUGCCGAGUGUCAGCCACGGAAAGAACUUUUUAAAGUAUUUAGCUGCCUAAAGGAAGAGCUUUUUUGAGGCGUAUGGUGUCAAAACUACGAAACAAGUAUAGUUUCAGUUCCAGAAAUAUCUGUAGUAAUCUGGCACUAAAGUAUCAAGAAGUUAAGGAGUUUUCAGAUGAAACAAUUUGUUACACAAAUAAAAGGAAGAAACGAUGCGAUUCAAUCCCAGAUGAGACCAUUCAGUCUGUUAAAAAGUUCAUCAAUCAAAAAGACAAUAUAGAGUUGCCCAUACGGAAGGCAGUGAAGAACAAAAUGGCAGCUAGAGUAUGCACAACAAGCCAGAUGGGGAUGUACAAGAAAUUAAAAGCUGACCUGCCCAACUUAAUAAUUGGUGCAACAAAAUUCAAUGAGAUCCGGCGAAGCAUGGUCAACGUAAAAUUACAGGAAGCUCGGGGGUUAACACAAUGCCUGUGCGAGUACUGCGUUAACGUUGAUUACAAACUAAAUUCGAUACGAUCAUUCUGUGCCAAAAAGGGUGUUUCAACUAGUGGACUGAACAAACAUAAUGUUAUGCUGGAAACCAUGUGUUCCAAUUCUGGUUACAAAUAUCCCCGUAAAGAGUGCAUUUAUAGAAAUUGUAGUCAAUGUGGGGUAAAUAAAUUGUAAGACAAAUUUCAACCAUUUUUAAACUACCAAGACCAGAAAGUACGGUACAAUGUUUGCGUAUAUCAAGAAUCGACUCUUACAAAAAAAAAAAGAAGAAAGUUCCUAUAAAGUGUACAGCGUAGAGGAGAUGUACAAGGAGUUACUGAAGGAAAUUGAAACAUUUUCUGCUCAUAGUUUUCAUGCCCAAUGGCAACAUGAUCAGUACAAUAAAAUUACUGAAAAUAUUCCGGAAGCCACAGUUAUUAUGGUUAUGGACUUCCCAGAAAAUUUUACAUGUUUCUAUCAAAAUGAAAUCCAGGGGGCAUAUUGGGGUAAAAAUGUAGUUACGAUUCAUCCUAUUGUCUGUUUCUAUCUAUGCCCACAACAUAAUGUGCCAGUACGCGAGUAUUUGGAUUUCAUAACUGCAGACAGCCAUGCUGUUGCUGAAUUUGUUACCCGUGCUGUCACUCACUUGGGAGAAGAACGAGGAUUAUCUGUUUGCAGAAUUAUCCAGUUCACAGAUGGUUGUUCUGCUCAAUACAAAUCAAAAACACAAUUCUUUGAUAUUUCACAGGCUAUGCCAGACCUAAACACAACUAUGGAGAGGGAUUUUUUUGGAUCGUGCCAUGGCAAAGGCCCCUGUGAUGGGGAAGGGGGAGUAAUCAAAAAUUCUGCAAGAAGAGCAGCUCAUAAUAAUUAUUAGCCCCCCCUGAUGUUGCUGGAAAUAGGGGCCAAUUUUAAUUCAUUCUCAUGAUUUUUUCUGGAAACAAGAUUAUCUCAGCUACUAGUUCUCAAAUUUUCCUUACAAUUUAGGCUAGUUAAAAUUUUUGAGUGUUUGUCACACCAGCGUGUCCAUUUACUGUGAAAUUGCCCAUAUAGGCAUGUCAUAUAUUUUUGUAAACUAAAAUUUGAGAGUCUGGAAGGCUAGGGCUUAAGAUAUUCUGGAUUUAAAUGCUUCAUACAUUAAUGUCUAGUCUUUAUGUAGUUAAAUUAGCGACCAUAUAAACAAUAUUUCAUCCAAUGUUUCAAAGCGUAUUGGUGUCAUCCGACGUACUAAAUAUUUUCUUCCUAGUUAUUUUUCCUCUUUUCAAUUAUUGUU